CUCGCAGUGUCACAGCUGCAGCUCAUCGCGAGACUAUCAUCCAGUCCUUCGCCUGAAUCCAGCUGGUACCCUUCCUGCCGUUGACGGCAACAAAGCAGCCCGUGUAACAGUUUGUUGCAGUUGUGCCCCCACCUCCUCUCCUCCCGAGGCAUCAUGGGAAACAUCUUUGGGAACCUGUUGAAGAGCCUGAUAGGCAAGAAGGAGAUGAGGAUUCUCAUGGUGGGGCUGGACGCUGCAGGGAAAACCACCAUCCUGUACAAGUUGAAGCUGGGGGAGAUCGUCACUACCAUCCCCACAAUUGGUUUCAAUGUAGAGACAGUGGAAUACAAGAACAUCAGCUUCACUGUGUGGGACGUGGGUGGCCAGGACAAGAUCCGUCCUCUUUGGAGACACUACUUCCAGAACACCCAGGGUUUGAUCUUUGUGGUGGACAGCAAUGACCGCGAGCGGGUCAACGAAGCUCGAGAGGAGCUGAUGCGUAUGCUGGCUGAAGACGAGCUGAGGGAUGCUGUUCUUCUAGUCUUUGCCAACAAACAGGACCUGCCCAACGCCAUGAACGCCGCAGAGAUCACAGACAAGCUGGGCCUGCACUCCUUACGUCACCGCAACUGGUACAUUCAAGCCACCUGUGCCACCAGUGGGGACGGCCUGUACGAGGGUCUGGACUGGCUGGCCAAUCAGCUGAAGAACAAAAAGUGAAGGGCCGGGUCAGUGAAGUGGGGAAGAGCCUGGGUGCCAGCUCCAGGUUGUGGUUAUAGGGGUUCCAUUGUGUUUACAUAGAGAAGAAAAAUGCUGAAAAGCUCCCAGGGGGUGACUCUCAGUGGCUUUCUCCCCUCCCCCCAUCUCCCCCCCACCAUCCACCCUCGAAAUACUUCUUUAUUUUUUUUCCGUUCUUUGAUUAAUUUGAUUUGUUUGAAUCUGUGGUGAGCAUUUUUAAUCAUUUACAAGCAAACUUUAUCUAAGUUAUUUACAAUCUAUAAACAAAUAAAUAUGUACUGUAUAAUAUUACUGUAAAGGUAUAUGAAUUUGCUCUACUUUGCAGACCUCCACCAACAUUUAAUUAGCUCAGCAAUUGUGAUGGAUCUCAAAUCGUGACGGCAGAGCAGCCUUCCCUCAGAAACUACAGACCUGGUGUAAAUUAUAAAGAAUGUCAUAAUAUUAUAGUGGGAGUACUAUUACUAUUAUACUCGUACAGAUAAAUGUAAUAUAACUGUCCAUACUGCAACCAAAUUAUGCUCUUCAUAGUUCAAAACUUUUAGCUAUGAUUUCGUUUUAUUUAUGUUGAAUUAAACAAAACGUGUCUACUUUCUGGACAGUCGGAAACAAUAUAUUUAAUAUUGAUAUUUAUUGAUUUUUUUGCGUCAUAUAGUUUCUUUUUCUUUAUUCUAAUGUGCAUUUACUGCUAAAGGCAGCUAGUUAAAAACAGAAAAAGAAAAGAAACCCCAGUAUCAUUGUACAUUACUGCUUCCCAAUCUGCAUGGAGAUAUCCCAGUACUGGCUCGUGGGCUUGUAACAGGCCGCUGCUGUAAAUAAAGAUUUGUUCUAGCUGAGUUGCCUGGCACAGACGGGGUUAAAACAGUUUGUCUGGCAUCGGCGAGGUGUGAUAUCUAAAGUGAUACAGAUGACAAACAGGCACUCUGUACCAGCUCUGUGGCUCAGAAACAAAAUGCUGCUAUUGGCCUGCCCUGUGGAGAGUGAUGCAACACAGCAUGCGACUGGCAAUAUUAAGAGAGCUUACAUAGUUUUGAAUGUUUAUUUUUGUUUUUUCGAUCCGUUUGUGCAGCAUCGCUGAUUUAUCCACCGUCAAUCGGCAUGACAUCAUGUGCGUCUCACUUUUUCGUGUUGCACAAAAUUACUCUAGACUCACUGUUAUUGUAUAGAAGGUGUUGUCUGUUUUUUUUUAAUGGAGUGUUUCUUUAUUUUGUUGAGUUAUUUUUUCCUUAAUUAGCUAAUUAGAUCAGACUGUUGCAUUUUUUGUUUUGGGUUUAUUUUGGGGAGUUUUUUUCACACACAAAAAAAUAAAAUAAGGAGAGAAGAUGAUAGUAAUACUGCAUCGUAAGGCAUGUUAAUACUGUACAAGAUCUGUAAUAAAAGCGAAUUAUAAUAGCCUGUUUCCUCAGACUAUAUUUGUUAGUCUUAAUCACUGCUGCUGGUUGGAACAAUGCUGUACUAAUAAAUGUUAUGGAUUUAGUGUAAAGUUUACCGAACAACCUUCUAAUAUGCAAAAGCAUGCUUUUCUAUGUUGGCGCAACUGUAUAUAUGUCGAUGUAACCGGGAAAGUGGAACCGUGGUUUUCGAGGUGAAACCAAAAGCGCUGUUGAUACACCUGUAGAUAACGGGGUCAGCGUGUCGGCAGAUAACUGACAGCAGCUUGUGUGUGCGUGUGUGACGUGCAUUAUAUUCUGUUCGGUUUGGUGUGAAAAUUGUUUUCGUGGCCUUAUUUAGCCAGUGGUUUCAUUUCUCUUUGAUAACAGGUUUAUAUGUAAGAAAUAUCUAGCAUUCAAGUAUCUCACCUUUGAUCUGUGACACCGAUGCACUAGCAGUUCUGAUGUGGCUAAACAUCCCUCCCUCUUUCAGCGUCUAUUUUCUGAUUUUAACUUUCAAAUAAAGAAAAAUAUUAAAUGAGGCUGCACGACAUUCCAGCUGGCGAUUUGCUCUGAGAAAAAAACCGAGUAUAAUAUGAAGAGGAGGAAAUUUAAGACAGAAAAACCCAAGCAGGUGCAAAAGUGUUGAAUGAUUGAAUUAUUCCUGACACUGCAUCAAUCAAUAAAGAUACCAGAGUAUACAUUU
This is a messenger RNA of Haplochromis burtoni (Burton's mouthbrooder), 2790 nucleotides long. RefSeq names its product ADP-ribosylation factor 3a (gene arf3a). Bases 154 to 699 code for a protein of 181 amino acids. Gene Ontology annotation, cellular component: plasma membrane; cytoplasm. Gene Ontology annotation, biological process: intracellular protein transport; vesicle-mediated transport. Lineage: Eukaryota; Metazoa; Chordata; Actinopteri; Cichliformes; Cichlidae. The transcript has 5 exons. Gene Ontology annotation, molecular function: GTP binding; GTPase activity. The record is from RefSeq and is a predicted model, not a curated record.